Molecule: messenger RNA, 747 nt
Organism: Lathyrus sativus (Indian pea)
Lineage: Eukaryota; Viridiplantae; Streptophyta; Magnoliopsida; Fabales; Fabaceae
Source: the annotation of a GenBank genome assembly
AUGGAAAAUUCAAGUCAAAGAUGUUCUGAUACAAUUAGGAUUACACAAGGCGUUGAAAGGAAACAUUUCCAACAUGGACAACGAGAGUGGGAGGAAGUAGAUUUGAGAGCUUCAAAUACAAUCCAUGUGUCUUUGGAUAAGAAUAUUCUUGUGAAUGUUCUUGGUACAUCGUCAGUCAAAGAGUUUUCGGAGAGACUUGAAGGGCUAUAUCAAGGAAAUGGUAUAUCAAAUCAUUUAUUGUUGAAGGAGCAGUUUCAUAGCUUGUGUAUGGAUGAAUAUACGAAAAUAUCUGAUCAUCUAAGUGUUCUAAAUGGUAUUCUUUCUGAAUUAGAAAGUCCAUUAUUUAUACAAGCAUUGGAAGCUCCUCAAAAGUUGGUUGCUGGCAAACCUCCCAGCAAAUAUGAGAAGAAUUUGAAGAUCAAGGAUGAUUCUGAUAACUCAAACCAGAUGUCCAUUUCAAGCUCUGAGCAGAACAUCCAUAAUUCUGAUGUCCCCAACAGUAAGUCUGUGGAUGAGCAGGCUAAGAAAAUUGCAGUUCAUGAAGAUAUUUCUUCUAUCUUAAAGAUUGGUUCAGUCACUAUUACCGCAAAGCAGGUUGAGGCAAAACAAUCUGGCAUUGGUAACAGAGAACAAAUUGACGUUCUUACUGUAGGCUCAAUGCCCAUUAAAGUUAAUGGGUUUGGCGGCUCUUCUGGUUUCUUGAAAGUUGGAAGUAUACAACUUAACCCAAAAGCUUUACAACCGUAA